AUGGCAAGGACGCGAGUCGUCAUGGACAGACUUGAACAAGAACUCGACGCCAUGCAUUCUGCUGAAAAUGGAGGUGUCGCGGACAAUGAAGCCAUUGAGCAGGAUAUUGCUACAAUGUUAUCCGAGAUGAACCAUAUGGGAGCUAUUGACCCGUUUGACAACGAGGAAGAUGAGCAGCAGCAACCGAAGAUUGCCCGUGUGCACACUCAAGAGCAACGACAAACUCAUAUGCGAGAUCAUGAGCUCGAUGGUGCUGUAGGCGAACGACAUGACAAUAGCACAUCCUACCAGCAGCAGCAGGAAAAGGUGAUUAAACCCCCAAUAUUCUCAAACACAAAAGGGAGGAAGAGUAAGACGCAAGCAGCGAAAGCUGCUAAAGCAGCAGCCAAAAAGCCACCACGCCCCAUCAAGCGCGUGGAAUUUGGCCCGGAUGGCAAACCCCUCGGGGUAAGGGCAUGCGGAUUCUGCAACAUCGUGAGCAACCAUAACUACCGCACAUGCCCACUCCGCACAGACGCCACUGUCAACAAGAACAAGCAGAUUGGAGCGACCCAGCUUUCUACCAAUGGAGACAACACACGUGACAAGCUGAAGCUGGAGAAGUCUGGUUUGGAAAUCAACCCCAACAACUUCAUCGACAUGCAGCGCAAGUGGAAAGAUCCAAAGACCAACAAAUACUACGACUCCUUGGCCGAUGUUGCAGGCGGCGUCAUCCACCCAUUCUACGAAGGCAUGAAGAAGAAGAUGAACAGGGAAGACCACAAACUGUGGGGGAACAGGCCGCUGCCAGACAACCUCAUCACGUACGCAGGAAUAGAUGCAUACGCAACGUACAAGUCAUGGAAGACAAUCGACAACAUCAUGACAGGUUGGGAUAUUUCAAAAGAGCACGAGGCUGACCCCUACUACCACUGCAACUUCACGGAUGAAGAUGCAUGA
Molecule: messenger RNA, 939 nt
Organism: Triticum turgidum subsp. durum (durum wheat)
Lineage: Eukaryota; Viridiplantae; Streptophyta; Magnoliopsida; Poales; Poaceae
Source: the annotation of a GenBank genome assembly